Plasmodium cynomolgi strain B is the source of this 3465-nucleotide messenger RNA. RefSeq lists its product as hypothetical. Lineage: Eukaryota; Apicomplexa; Aconoidasida; Haemosporida; Plasmodiidae. The transcript has 8 exons. The record is from RefSeq and is a predicted model, not a curated record. Bases 1 to 291 code for a protein of 96 amino acids.
AUGCAAAUUCUGAAGGCAAAGAAGGCGCAAAACAAACUUAACCGAGGCAUCGAUGAGAAGGUCGAAAAGACCAUUUCCGCGGCGAUCGAAUUGUAUUCCUUGAUAGAGAAGCAAAGCGAAAAUAAGAACAAAAAGUACCUGCAGAAAAUAUGCUCCAUUUGCGACACGCUGUCUCAUUUGUUAAUGAGAUACAACGAGGACAUCGUGGCUGAGCAGUGGGGGGAGGAACUGCCCACGCCAAGGGAUGGUGACAUUGGCGGGGCUUCUGGAGAUGACACGCUGGUACGUUAAAUGAACCAUUUAAGUGAUUUGGAACGUAUCCUUUUAGGGAUAAAUAAAACAGUCACAACCUUUGGCACCGAUAAAAAUGACAAUAUAAAUGCUACCGUAGAAUUCUUUACACCAUACGGAGGGAAGGAAAAAAAUGUUAUUCACAUAAAUGAGUAUGACUAUUUCUUUUGCAGCAGUAGCAAUGACGAGUCGGAGGUGCAGAGCAGCACAGACGGACAGACACAACAUGGCAGAAACCAAAAAGGGAAGAACCCCCUUUUCAACAGAAUUAAUGUCUUCUAUGUAGGAAAUAAAAAAGUCAUACUUGAUAGGAAAAAAAAAGAAAAAAUAAUUUUCCAAAUGGAUCCCAAUGGUAUCUUAAGAAAGGACAUUUUCAAAAAAGGAAAAAAAAAUGAAAACGUUUUAAAAAAAUCGUUUAAGGAAAACGAGUGGUCUGAUGACCAUGUCGACUUCUGCUACCUGAAUGAACAGAAAAAAAAAGAAAAAAUUGUCAUCACGAAAAGGAGAGAUGGGAUAUACAAACGUCUAUUUCGGGACCACGAGCUGAAUGGCAAACAGGAAAUUUUCGACUUUUACAGAAGAAGCAUCUUCGGCAUUAGGGAAGUUCAUCUCUACGACGACGCGGAGGCCAUGGCGUUUUGCAUUAUCAGACGAAGCCAAACAGGGGACAAAAAAAAACGCGAAAAAGAAAAUCUUCGCAAAGAAAAAGAAAAAUUUAAAGGCGCACAGAGAGACAGGGUUGCCUCAAACAAGCGCACCCACGUCCACACCAAUGAAUGGUCUCUAGAAAUGGGAAAAGGAUGCCCCGGGAGUAGCAAAGAAAAUUCCCUGGAGAGCAUUUUUUCCAAGCUGAAAAAGAGAAAGGAAAGAUACCUUAAGGCUAUUUACCUGUGCACUGAUAAGGAGACGGGUCCGAUUAGGAAAUCGCAAAAUUUGAGACGAAUCAAAAUGCGCCUUAAUGGGGGGGAGGGGAUGAGGCAGCCAAUGGGGGAGAGGCACACGGGGAAGGUACCCCUCGCCGAAAGGGAGAAAGCAAUGCAUCCGGUCCCCCCACAGAUGGAUCCCCCCCUAUGGGAAACCCAAAUCGGAAAAGUGAAGAAGCCCAAAAGGCUGCCCAGAGGGGGGGUGGAUGCGCCGCUUCGAAAGUGCACUAGCUCAGCUGAGAAAAAGGGGAAAAUGGACAGAGGCGAAAAAGCGAAAGGGGGUGAAAAAUUGAAGUUGUCUGAAAAAACCAAAAGGGGUGAAAAAUCGAAGUUGUCUGAAAAAACCAAAAGGGAUAAAAAAUCGAAGUUGUCUGAAAAAACCAAAAGGGGUGAAAAAUCGCAAACGGAUAAACCACCCCUACGCGGCCGCUUCACCGCGAAGAAAGAAGGCCACCCCAUCAGGGACGUUGGUGAGCGCACCGAGCAGGGGAAGCACCCACAGGAUGACUCACCCAAGGAAGGCAACAACGGUAAGCUAGGCGACGACAUCGCGAAGCUAGGCGACGACAUCGUGAAGCUAAGUGACGACAUGGCGAAGCUAAGUGACGACAUCGCGAAGCUAGGCGACGACAGCAUGAUCUAUAACAAAAACGAAAAUGGAUAUAUGAGUCUGUACAAAGAAGUAAAAGAAGGCAACGGAGGUGUGGCGGUUGGAACGUACUCAAUGGCCAAGUUAGCAUCCAUUAUAGAGAAGAGUCACGCGGAGGGAGAUAAUCCUGAGAUACAUGGUCACCAAAAAACGAACAAAAAAAUUGAAGAAUUUGUCUUUAAUGAAAAUUUAAAAGAUAUCAGCAUUACGUCGCAUAAUAUGAGUCGAAAGAGUUCCAAAAAUUGCGUUAAGUAUCAUCAACCCCAGGGGGAAGGCGGUCAGGGGGAAAGUGGUCAUGAGAAAAGCGGUCAUGAGAAAAGCGGUCAGGAGGAAAGAGGUCACAACUUGAACGAGUUAAAUGAACGAAGAGAAGCCUCUGCAGGGGGAUCAUACCGACCAGCAAAUGUCCAACCAAAUGGUUACUCAAAUUACAGUGAAAGGGAUGUCAUCAAGGCAAUCUCAACAGUGUUCAGUAAGGAAAACGCAAAGCUGAAUGGAGAAACAGUACCCAGAAAUUCGGUAACAUAUAGAUUACCUACCAAUCCUGAUGAUACAAGUGAUAAUAAUUUUUUGAAAAAGAGUUCCAAUUCAUUGGCUGAAAUGUCUGAGAGUCCCUUCGGGGAUAUUUCAAAAAAUACAUUGGGGAAUUUGCGCGACCAUGUGAGGCGGCAACUAAGCGACUCACAGAGUGAUGAGAUGAGCCAUCAGCUGAGUCGCCAACUGAGCAGCCAAAUGAGCCACCAACUGAGCAGCCAAAUGAGCCACCAACUGAGCAGCCAAAUGAGCCACCAACUGAGCAGCCAAAUGAGCCACCAAUUGAGGAGCCAAACGAGCCACCAACUGAGCAGCCAAACGAGCCACCAACUGAGCAGCCAAACGAGCCACCAAAUGAGCAGCCAAAUGAGCCACCAGCUAAGAAUCGAAACAAAGGAGAGGCCUUUAAAAAAUAGACGAUCCGAAGUGAGCAGUGGAUUAAAAUCAGACCCUGAGGAAUCAAAGGAGGAACAAAACAUCGCCAACGCAGCUGCGGUUGCAGUGAGAACGGAGGGUGACCUCUCGAAAGGGGGGUUGCAAGAAGUGAAUGGACCCCUGGAGGAAGAAAAGAAGAAAAGGCAGCAGUAUCUCAGCAAGGGAUUCCGGGCCUACGUUCACAUAGUGUUAUCCGAAUCGAACGUAGUCACGAGAAAGUGCACCGUGUUCUUUGACUAUACGUCUAAAAAAGUCAGCAUAGUAAGAAACAGAAAAGUGUUUAAUAUCGAUGUGGAUAAGUUAUAUGUACAGGAGAUACCCACCUAUGAAGUUGGCCUAGGUGUGAUCGAAUUGGUACUUUCCAAAAGGAGGUCCAGAGUGCUGUUACUAGAGUCUCGCGAUCUCGUGGGGUUGCAGAACUUGGGAGAUGAAAUUGGCUGGAUCAGCACCCCGAAUGAUCAUUUAGGUUUGCACCCGUGGGGCACCUCGUUGGACAUGCGGAGGACCGCGACACAGAAUAUGGAGGGACGAAAAAAGGACAUAACAUACAAGCUGAAUAACCAUAUUACAAAAAGCAAGAUAAGUUUCUUCGACAAAAUAAAGUUGAACAAUUUUUUGGGCAAGAAAAAAUGA